AGAAGGGUUGAAGAAAUUCGCCAUGCAAGUUCACUGAAGUUAGCUAAAGAAGUAGAAAGCCAAACUGGGGUGAUUGUUUCCCAUGACACAAUACGGAAUGGCAUGCAUGGGUGUCAUCCACGAGGAAAGCCUCUCCUAAAGCCCGUGCACAAAAAAGCCCACCUAGAUUUUGCCAGGACCCAUGCUGAAAGAAGAAGGCUACUGGGACUCUGUAAUCUGGAGUAAUGAGAGCAAGAUAAAUGUUUUGGUACUGAUGUCUUCAAAACUGUAUGGCGUUGCAAAGGUGAGGAGUACAAAGAAAAAUGCAUGGUGAAUUCAGUGAAACAUAGUGGUGGCAGUGUCCUUCUGUGGGGUUGCAUGAUGCUCUAUAUUGAAAGAGAAGAUGCUACCAUCACUCCGUGCCCUUGGUAGUCACGUACAUUUCCAACAUGACAAUGAUCCGGAACACACAUCUAAGGCCGCUGUUGCAUUUCUAAAGAAGAACAGGGUGAAAGUGAUUCAGUGGCCAAGUAUGUCUCCUGAUCUGAACCCAAUCAAACACCUAUGGGGAAUUCUGA
Staurois parvus is the source of this 557-nucleotide messenger RNA. The record is from the annotation of a GenBank genome assembly. Lineage: Eukaryota; Metazoa; Chordata; Amphibia; Anura; Ranidae.